UGUAAACUACUAGAAGACCUAUUUUACCCAAGUCUAUCAUUAUGGACACAACAAAAGUUAUCUACAGUACCGUCGGUGCGGUCGGGUGUUCAACAAAUGGUUUUGCGAUAUUUAUUCUACUUCACUUGCAGAAUAGGUUUAGUACAACAAAUCUUCUGAUUUUAAAUCAGUGUAUUAUCGAUUUGUUGUCAUCUUUGAUGGCACUUUGUCUUUUUCUAGAUGCUGACGUAAUGACCCGACUCCCGGAAUCAAAUGCUGCAGCAGAAUUCGUUUGCAAGUUCUGGUCAAGCAAGUACAUUUUCUGGUCAUGUACAUAUUCCUCAACGGCUAAUCUUGUGGUACUUACUUUUGAUCGUUACUUUGCCGUAAUGUUUGCCGUAAAAUACAACAUAAUUAAGGAAAAGAUCUGGAUAAAAGUAUUGCUUUUGGUGAUUCCAUGGACAUGUGGUUUCGCUUUCCUCGGCUUCUGGUCAGCGAUACACACCGUAAGUGAUGGAGUGUGUAUACAGAUUUGGCCAAGUGUUGAGUAUCAGAAGGCGUUUGGUUUAAUGACUGGGGUUUACAUCCUUGUUAUUCCUGUCAGUGUAAUGUUGAUUGUUUACUUAACAAUUUUACGUGCUCUUCGAAAUCGAGUUGGAGAUGGUUCGUCUGCAGUGUCUGCGAGCAGUGCGGCUAGAAGAAUGAACAUCAUUAAGACAAUGGUAAUAGUUAGUGUGACAUAUGUGAUCUGCUGGACACCAAACCAAAUCGCUUUUGUCAACUUUACAUUGGGUGGAGGUCUCGAUAUCAACGAACCAGUUUAUUACACCGUAGUAGCCAUGUCUCUGUGCAACAUCUGUAUAAAUCCCAUAAUAUACACGUUUAAAUAUAAUGACUUUAAAGUGGGAGUGCGAAAGACUCUGCCGUGUCUUAAGUCUAUAUUCACUCCACAAGAACAUAAUCCAAUAGGAACCACGCCACUCGGCCCAUCAAACAGUUAGUUAAUGAUGUUUUUUUCAGUUCGUAAUUCGAAGUUAUCGUAACAUACGUAAAGACUUUAUUGAUUGUUACGCAGUGAAUGUCGUAAUGUGCUUUUUAAUACUUUAUUGAUACAAUCAUUAUUUUAUAAAUUAGAUAAAUAUCGGCGUUGUCCAUUGUAUCUCUAAGUUUGGGAACCAUCCAUCAUCCCUAAAUUUCAUAAUUAAACAUAUGAUCGGGACAUUUUGGGAUGUUAUCCUUGAAUACAAACACGUAUCUAAAUAAUUUGAGUCCGGUAUUAAAUACGGACACUGGUUGUGGAGAUACCGAAAUGUAAAUUCUACAAAUUAUAAGUCUAUACUCUACAAUUACUCACAAUUGCAACUAAUAGACCAAUAUGUUGCCGUGAUAUAAAAUGGUUGCUGUGUGGUUCUUACGGGUGAUGGUUUUGGUUCUGGUUCUGGUUGGUGAAGCCGACUUCCUAAGGACUCCAAAAAUGUAAGAGUAUAACAGGAGGGGUAGAAAUAAUGUCGAAUGGUAGGAAAGGUCCACCAUCUGAGUUUAAGACGUGCAUCGUCAGUCAUUGGACCUGAUAAGUAGGAAAGUACCAAUCACACGAGCAUCGUCUUUGAGAAAAAGAACCACAUUUAGUAGUAGAGUAUCGUGAGAGUAAGCGAACUAACAUUACACCUCCAAGAAAGGAGACGAGACAAUUAGGAUGUUAAAGCAAUACACGUUAAAAAAAAUAAAUUAAGGAAAAAUUUAAAUCCUGCGAAAGAUUGUGUAUUCGAUACUAUCUACAGUGUUAUCUGGAUCCACGCAAAUAUGAUUUUCUAGACCAUUGACGAGUGGUAAAACGGUCCUGGCACUAAAUUUAACUUAGCUUCUUUAAAGCACUACCACCUAAAUACGGUAUCUACACAAAUAGGGUAUCUGAAAUGGCUUCAAUGUGGUGAAAAAUUUCCAAAAAACAAGAUACAGACCGCGAUGGUGGUCACCCACACUAUGGAACGUUUCUCCGUUAUAACAGUAUCGAUAAAUAAUAUAUGAAUAUAGGAAACGAGGAAACGAGUUUGCCGAAGAGUCAUCACAUACCGUUUCGCCAUUAUUCUUGAACAGACUUUCUUGCAUUCGAUAUCAUGGAUUUUGUAUCGUUCGUCACGAAAACC
This is a messenger RNA of Anneissia japonica, 2126 nucleotides long. Its product is annotated as neuropeptides B/W receptor type 2-like. Gene Ontology annotation, molecular function: G protein-coupled receptor activity. Gene Ontology annotation, biological process: G protein-coupled receptor signaling pathway. The record is from RefSeq and is a predicted model, not a curated record. The coding region runs from base 42 to 980 and encodes 312 amino acids. NCBI's taxonomy places the organism in Eukaryota, Metazoa, Echinodermata, Crinoidea, Comatulida, Comatulidae. The transcript has a single exon. Gene Ontology annotation, cellular component: membrane.